Messenger RNA from Cadophora gregata, 7219 nucleotides. It is a transcript of the gene MOT1, whose product is annotated as TATA-binding protein-associated factor mot1. The coding region runs from base 683 to 6364 and encodes 1893 amino acids. The transcript is spliced from 4 exons. NCBI's taxonomy places the organism in Eukaryota, Fungi, Ascomycota, Leotiomycetes, Helotiales, Ploettnerulaceae. Gene Ontology annotation, molecular function: ATP-dependent chromatin remodeler activity; ATP binding; TBP-class protein binding. The record is from RefSeq and is a predicted model, not a curated record.
CAGGACAGCACAGGACAGGACAGGACAGGACAGGACAGGACAGGACCAGAGACCCCCAUGCACUGCACGAGAGCCUGAGCCUGAGCCUGCACCCACAUCUCUCCGGCAUAUCCACGGCUCAACUCCAGGACGGGAACAAACAGCAUUGACAGCACUCCACAAAUACACCAGGAAUACACGAAAAUACCGAACCGGCCGAGAACCCAAGUCGAUUUUGUGGCCGAAUUUAAUUAAUUGUUAGGUCACUUGCACUUGCAAUUUUCGGUCACGUUACAACCAUACUAUUCUGCCUGCAGCUGCACUCCUUUGGCACUCACCUUCGACUAACCAAUAGUCUUUUUUAGAAGGCGAAGGAGUAGGUAGGUAGGCAAGCCAGCACAACCGUGUACGACCAAUCAGAGGCCACAAACCACAACUCAGCUCAAAGAAACAUAUCCCCUUCCAUUUGCAUUGCCCUUGCUCUCGUCAUUUGACAACAAGCAUUCAGAGGAAGGACAAAAGGCCCAGAUCGACACCAACAUCUUUCCUUUAUCUGUUGAUUCGCCCCCCCACAGUCUACUCAACUUGCAGCAAAACCAAAUCAUCGCGACUGCGGUCUCAAAUUCUUUAUGGCGUGUCCUACCAUCAACCGAAAUUCUUCCUAGACUUAGAGGUGACGCGUUGGACGUGGUAAGAAAGAAAGAUGGCUUCGAGACUGGACCGACUCGUCACGUUGCUUGAGACAGGAAGCACACAACUGAUCAGAAACACAGCUGCCCAGCAAUUGGCUGAUGUCCAGAAGGCACAUCCCGAAGAGCUCUUCAACCUCCUCACCCGAGUAGUUCCGUAUCUCCGCCACAAGACAUGGGACACUCGGAUAGCAGCUGCCAGGGCACUAGGCGGAAUUGUCGACAAUGCAGAAAAAUAUGAUCCAAAUACGGGUGAUGGAUCGGCGAAGAGCGAAAAGAAGGAAGAAGACCAUCCUAUCAAAAAAGAGGAGCCGGUAGAUGACCUACCAUUUGCCGAGGGUCAAUUGAGUCUCGAUACUCUCGACCCCGUGCCUAUCCUCAAAUAUGGAAAAGAGCUACUUCGAGGUGCCGGCAAAGACCUUGACUACGCGCUCGCGACACUCGAUCCGGCGCAGCGACUCGAGCACCAGAAGAAGACUCUGGCCGGUCGAUUAGGUUUGUUGGGCGAGUACCUUGAGGAAGAUAUGGAAAUCGACUUCCCUCCACCUAAACAAAACGGAGCACCUACCCCAUCAAUCAACACCUCAAAUGGAUAUGGCAACGGUGCUAAGCAACCUGACACUCCCUCGGAAGAGUCAGGCUUGAGCGCACGUCAGCUAAAUCAAUUGAAGCGCAAGAGGAAACGGGAAGCCCAACAUGCCGGAAGCAAGAGUAGACUGGUUGACUUGUCAAUUCGACGCUCGAGCACCAUGGCAUCCGUGGAACUUGGCGCUGAUACCACCAUGUCAGACAUCGUAGAUGAUUCUGCCGCAAACGGCAAUGGUGUCUCUGACUACUUCAAUUUAGACAGAAGUUCAGAAGUCGACGAAGACAGCAAAGUUAUCUCCGAAUUUAAAGGCCCAGUCCUCCCGAUCAAAUCUGAACUUCAGACGGAAGAAGAGGCGGACGGUGGUGAGUGGCCAUACGAACGCUUGUGCGAAUUUCUCAUGGUUGAUCUUUUCGACCCUCAAUGGGAGACUCGACAUGGUGCAGCUAUGGGUUUGAGAGAGAUUGUUCGAGUCCAUGGCGGUGGGGCUGGCCGCGUUAGAGGAAGAAGUCGCCCAGAGAAUGAUACGCUUAAUCGGAGAUGGCUGGACGAUCUUGCUUGCCGAUUAUGCUGUGUCUUUAUGUUGGAUCGAUUUGGUGAUUAUGUUUCUGACACAGUAGUCGCACCUAUUCGCGAGACCGUUGGACAGACGCUAGGUGCACUGCUCAUCCAUCUUCCCCCAACUAUCGUCUAUGCGGUCCACCGGAUUCUUCUCCGGAUGGUGAUUCAAGAUGAUCUCCAAUUGACGAAGCCUGGAUGGGCUAUUUGUCAUGGUGGCAUGAUUGGACUGCGUUACUUGGUGGCUGUUCGCAACGAUCUUUUACUAAAGGACAGUGAUUUGAUCGACGGAGUCAUCAAGGCGGUUAUGAAGGGUCUUGGAGACUGGGACGACGACGUGCGCUCGGUCAGUGCAGCGACGCUCAUCCCGAUCGCCAAAGAAUUCGUCAACCUACGCCCCGAGGCAUUGGAUGGUCUCAUCAAUAUCGUCUGGGAGUGUUUGUCAAAUCUUGGCGAUGACCUCAGUGCUAGUACCGGUCAAAUUAUGGAUCUUCUCGCCAAACUCUGCAGUUUUCCCGAAGUGCUCGAGGCAAUGAAGCAGAAUGCGGCUCGAGAUUCAGAACAGUCUUUCGCUCUUCUAGUCCCACGACUCUACCCAUUCCUCCGACACACAAUCACAUCCGUUCGAUCAGCUGUGCUGAGAGCGCUCAUGACAUUUGUCAACAUUGAGGGAGCCGGCACUCGCGAUUGGCUGAAUGGUAAGAUCCUUCGACUUAUCUAUCAAAAUAUUUUGGUCGAGCGAAAUCCAGACACUCUCAACCUCUCAUUACAAGUCUGGACAGCGUUGGUACAAUAUCUUGCCAAGGACCCAGCAGAUCUUGCGGAACAAUUUUCAGCACAUGUUGAUCCGCUCAUGCAACUGACUCUUCACCCUAUUGGCGUUUCUCGACAUCCAUUACCGAUGAAUGCUACCCUUUUCCAAAAGCCCUCCGGAAGCACAUACUCAAUGCCUAGUGGGCUUGUGCCCACUCCGACACGUCCCGCCUCGCCGCCAUCUGCGUCAGAACCUCCGCCGAAGAAGCAAAGACGAAAAUCGACCAAGAAUCUGGAGCCUGUCCCAACAUCUUCAUCGCAUGACGUGGACGGCCAUAUGAUGCAAGGUGACGUCGAUCUUGUGGGUAUGGAUAUUUUGAUCAGAUCUCGCGUUUCAGCAGCCCGAGCUAUGGGUUUGAUCAUGUCGCUUGUGCCAAGCAGCCAUCUCGAAGCCUACGAUGCCAGCAUCAUCCCUGGUUUAUCAUCCGCUUUCUCCUCCACACAACUUACAGCCGCAUUGGUCAUUGACGAGUACGCAAAGAACUGCACCUCGAAGGAUCAAGCAGCGAGAUUCGUCAACUCUCUGCAAAGAAUCGUAGAAAAUGAGCGACCAUCACAUUACCGCGAUCUCGUGAGCUUCACGCAGCUUGUCCGGGCACAGUGCACUCAAUUACUCAAUACCUUCCGUGAUGUUGGCAAAGUCCCACAAGGCAAAUUACCGGUUCUUGCAGUUGUCGUUCAGGGCGAACCAGAAGCAGGGCCUGAUGCAUUCUCAAUACAGACUGCCGACAAGGUUGUCAAUGAUGACUUUGAUAGGUUGAAGAAAGCUAUGCCACCCAGCCAACGGUUGAUCUCGACACAGUCUCUGACCGAGGCCAGAGAUAAUGUCGCCGAAGUCAUUGAAAAUGCCAAAGCUAUAAAAGAGCAGCGUGAUAUUCGAAUUAAAGCUGCAGCCGCGAGUGCUUUGGUGGCAAUGAAGUUCUCACCGAAGAAGCCUACUCACAUUAUCAAGGGGAUGAUGGACAGCGUAAAGAAGGAAGAGAAUGCUGAGCUGCAGCAAAGAUCUGCAGCAUCGAUUGCAAGACUGGUGGAGCUGUUUGCUGAUGGAGGAAGGGCUGCUCCAGCACAAAAAGUCGUUUCGAACCUGGCAAAAUUCAGUUGUAUUGACACAUCAGAAACUCCCGAAUUUACACCAAACGCAGGCUUCACAAGUGCUAUCCUGUCUCUCCGGAAGGAAGAAGAUCGACGAGAUCACCCUGAUGCUGCAAAGUUUGCUCUCGAAGCAAAAAAUGCGCGAAUCAUUAGAAGAGGUGCAAAGGAAGCUUUGGAGCAGUUGUCAAGUAUUUUUGGUGCCAAUCUUCUUGAGAAAGUGCCAACACUCAAGAGUAUCAUGGAGGAUCCUCUCACACAUGCAUUCGCGGGAGAUCUUCCAGAAGACACCAAGGACCCAGAGAAAGAGACCGGACAGGCUGCUGUGGACGGAAUGUCCGUUCUUCGGGCGUUGACUCCUACCUUACACAAGGACUUACAUCCAUUCGUCAUCCGACUCUUGCCUUUGGUCAUCAGAGCGUUGCACUCAGAAUUGUCGGUCUUCAGAUAUAUGGCUGCGAAAUGUCUUGCAACUGUGUGCAGUGUCAUAACAGUUGAGGGUAUGACGAUGCUUGUCGAAAAGGUCUUACCAUCCAUCAGCAACCCGAUUGACUUGAACUUCCGCCAAGGUGCCAUUGAAUCGGUAUACCAUCUCAUUCAUGUCAUGGGUGACAAUAUCCUACCAUAUGUCAUCUUCCUCAUCGUACCUGUUCUCGGUCGUAUGAGUGAUUCUGAUAACGAUGUUCGUCUGAUCGCGACCACGACGUUUGCUACCCUCGUCAAGCUUGUACCGCUUGAGGCAGGUAUUCCAGAUCCUCCUGGUUUAUCUCAAGAACUGUUGAAGGGCCGUGAUAGAGAACGGACGUUCAUCGCUCAGCUAUUAGAUCCCCACAAAGUCGAGCCAUUCACCAUCCCAGUUGCUAUUAAGGCAGAACUUCGCUCCUACCAACAGGAAGGUAUCAACUGGCUGAACUUCCUGAACAAGUACCAUCUUCAUGGCAUUCUUUGCGAUGAUAUGGGCCUUGGAAAAACGUUACAAACGCUUUGUAUCGUGGCAAGUGAUCAUCACAAUCGAGCCGAGGAAUUCGCCAAGACAGGAUCCCCUGAUGUACGAAGGUUACCGUCGCUCAUUGUCUGCCCGCCGACGUUGUCUGGUCACUGGCAGAUGGAGAUCAACACGUAUGCGCCGUUCCUUACCUGCACAGCAUAUGUUGGACCUCCUGCAGACCGAGCCCGACUUCAAGAUCAGCUUGGCAAGACAGAUAUCGUUAUCACAUCCUACGAUAUUUGCCGUAACGAUGCUGAGAUCCUUACCGCCAUGAAUUGGAAUUACCUUGUUCUUGACGAAGGUCAUUUGAUCAAGAAUCCUAGAGCGAAGGUCACAAUUGCAGUAAAGCGUCUUCUGAGCAAUCACAGACUUAUCCUCUCUGGCACGCCUAUUCAGAAUAAUGUCUUGGAGCUCUGGUCCCUGUUCGACUUCCUCAUGCCCGGUUUUCUUGGAACAGAAAAGGUGUUCAUGGAUCGCUUUGCCAAGCCUAUUGCAGCCAGUCGAUACAGCAAAUCCUCUUCCAAGGAACAAGAAGCCGGUGCUCUCGCUAUCGAAGCCCUUCAUAAGCAAGUUCUUCCAUUCCUCUUGCGUCGUCUCAAGGAAGAAGUGUUGGACGAUCUGCCUCCCAAGAUCCUUCAGAACUAUUACUGUGAUCUCAGUGAGCUCCAGAAGAAGCUUUUCGAAGACUUCACCAAGAAGGAAGGCAAAACUCUUGCUGAGAAGGCCUCGGCUGGUGACAAGGAAGCCAAGCAGCACAUCUUCCAAGCUCUACAAUACAUGCGCAAGCUCUGCAACUCCCCUGCUCUCGUCAUGAAGGAAGGUCACAAGCAAUACGAAGAAACACAAAAAUUCCUCGCCAAAUCAGGCAGCAGUCUCCGUGAUCCCGUCCACGCCCCAAAGCUCACAGCCCUCCGCGAUCUUCUCAUAGACUGUGGAAUCGGCAACGAGCCAUCUUCCGAUGAAGUCACCACCGAAACGUCCUACGUCUCGCCGCAUCGUGCUCUCAUCUUCUGCCAGAUGAAAGAAAUGCUUGAUAUGGUCCAGAACGACGUCCUCAAGAAGAUGCUUCCAUCCGUCCAGUUCCUCCGCAUGGACGGUUCAGUCGAUGCCUCGAAGCGUCAAGAUAUAGUCAACAAAUUCAAUUCCGAUCCAUCCUACGAUUGUCUCCUCCUAACCACCUCAGUCGGUGGUCUAGGUCUCAAUCUGACUGGUGCCGAUACCGUCAUCUUCGUGGAACAUGACUGGAACCCACAGAAGGAUUUGCAGGCUAUGGAUCGCGCACAUCGUAUUGGUCAGAAGAAAGUUGUUAACGUGUACCGCUUGAUCACUCGCGGGACGUUGGAGGAGAAGAUCAUGUCCCUCCAACGCUUCAAAAUCGAUGUCGCCUCCACAGUCGUCAACCAACAAAACGCCGGCCUCGGGACCAUGGAAACAGACCAGAUCCUCGAUCUCUUCAACCUCGGCGAGACAGCAGACGGGAUCGAUAAACCUAGCCUCAAUGGCGGAGCGGAGGGUGAGAGAGAGGAGGAUAUGGUGGAUGCUACUGGGGAGGUCAGGGAGAAGGGGAAGAAAGGGUGGUUGGAUGAUCUGGGUGAACUGUGGGAUGAUAAGCAGUAUGAGGAGGAGUUUGAUUUGCAGGGCUUCUUGGGGAAGAUGAAGUAGUUUGGAGGGAAAACGACAGAGAGGGGUGGUGGUGAAGUGUGGAAGAUGAAAAGUUUUGGGGCGUGUUGCAUAGCAUGGCUGGAUGGUUGGGUGGGUGGAUCGGAAGGCGUUUUCAUUUUCUUGCUUUCUGUUACUGUUUGAUGUCUUACAUUUCUCCUCUUUUUUCUUCCUCUACUUCAUCUGCAUUUCUUGUUACGUGUUCGAUUCAUUAGGUUGGUGGGUCGUUUCCACCCUUGCUCUAAGGAAGGAGGGAUAGAAAAGAGAGAAGCGGAGAGGGAGAAGAGACAAAGGAGAGGCGAUGUGCAUUGUAUAUUGUACGAUUAGAUAGUUGGGCAUUGCAUCUUGCGUGCAUGCGUGCAUAGUGAGCGGGAGAAGGAGAAUUGAGACUGAGAUGGAAGACUUGAUCGAUACAAGCAAUUGUCUUUUUUUGUUGUGUUCGUCCUUGUGAAAUACCAUUUUGGCAUACGAUGAAGGUGCGAAGCCAUUAUGGCAAAGCUGAAGCUGAUGCGGAAGCUGACCUCUGCGUGUCUGCUUGUUUUUUACGUUACACAUCUUAAAAGGGAUUUGAGUGAGGUGAUACCGAUGGGGGCCUAGGAAUAUGCAUCCAGCAUCAGAACCACGCUCCUACUAACGGUAUCCGAUAAACAGAGCUUAACCCACUCGGAGAGGUUGUAAAUAGGCUCGUGAGGUUACUGUACAAAAUAUGGUAGUUACCAAGGCUUAGUAUCUGAUGCAUCUGCUGGUUCCUCGCUUAUUCUUCUUGGCAUGUUUACUUUCACUCUGUCAUGCACCUAAGUGAAUAAAAUCACGAUCAAACUUCUAAUUGUACCACAUCCAUUCUGCGACAUCGAGAAG